AUGAUGUCAAUAAUUAUCGAGAGGAUGACAACAAACACUACCAGCCAUACGGGUUUGGAUACGACAUCGAAGCCUAUAAAUCUCUACCAAUUAGACGGCCAUGGGAACAAACAGUGGCGGCACGAGAAAAGCCAACAUCCCUCUAACGUCAUCGGGAGCUACGGCUUCAAAGACAAGGACGGCAUUACGAGGGAAGUGGAGUACGUGGCCGACAAGUAUGGCUUCCGGGCCCGUAUCAAAACCAAUGAGCCGGGCACUGCCCCCAAAGACCCUGGCGAUGUCAAGUUUGAGGCCUCGCCGGUAGUGGUGUCCAAUCAUAUCAGGCAUACCGGCGCUGGCGAGCAGACAGGUCCCGGCGCUCACGAGCGUCAGGAUGUGGAAGGGGUGUACAAAUAUGGCGGUCAGGAUAACAGCCAUAAUAGUGGACAACGGAUCCAACAUAGGAUGGGUAGAGUGGGUAGGCUAAGAGCCGCCGCCUCCCGGCCCCGUUAUGUCUACCUUCCCUAUCAUGAUUAA
Messenger RNA from Oppiella nova, 516 nucleotides. Lineage: Eukaryota; Metazoa; Arthropoda; Arachnida; Sarcoptiformes; Oppiidae. The record is from the annotation of a GenBank genome assembly.